Molecule: messenger RNA, 2131 nt
Organism: Centrocercus urophasianus (Greater sage-grouse)
Lineage: Eukaryota; Metazoa; Chordata; Aves; Galliformes; Phasianidae
Gene: CUNH22orf39
Product: chromosome unknown C22orf39 homolog
Exons: 3
Coding region: 59-376 (105 amino acids)
Source: RefSeq, a predicted model, not a curated record
UGUAAGCGCGGCGGCGAUUGGCGGCUGAGCUCCGAGAGGGACGCGCAGCGGGGACGGCAUGGCCGGCGCUGAGAGCUGGCGGCCUCCGCGGCCGUGCGAGGACUACUGGUGGGAGUGGAAGCACUGUCGAGGGCUGCGGCACGCCUUCCACCACUACUACGCGCACGGAGAGCUGCCCGCCUGCGACCGCUGGCGAGACGACUACGCCGCCUGCCGCGCCUGGGAGAACGAGCGCGCCACCGCCGCGCGGGAGGCGCUGUGCGAGAGCGAACGAGCGCGCGUCCUGGAGCGGAAGAAGCACGGCGCGGUGUGGACGCUGCGGAGCAGCCCGCCGCCCGACUGGCACCGCCCGCUGCAGCACGGCGCGGCCAAGUAGCGGCGCUGCCCGCGGGGCUCUGCCGUCACUGCCGCAGCUCCGCCCCGCGCCGCUGCCCGCCCGCACUACAGUUCCGGUCAGAAAACUUACUAAUAAACACCCGCUGUGGUGCGGAGUCAGGCGCUGAGUUUGAUUCGGGUUCCUUGCGGUCGCUCGGCUCUCAUUGCAGCAGCUCCGCAGCCGGCACGGCUCGGCGCACGGCCAGGUGGGGACGUGGAACGGAGCUGGGGCCGCGUCCCGCCGGCACGGUGCCGGCACACUGCGUUCGGAAAGCAUUGCCUGGUUCGGCCCUGCCGUGUGUGAGAGCUCCUCGGCGCCGGGAUGGCGCUGCGGGCUGAAAUACGGCUGCCGCUGGAGAGCAUUUCUUGAACAGCAGCGUGCCUUCCUUCUAUUUACUGUGAAAAUAAAGGUUUCAAUGACCGGAGUGAGAUCUGCUUUGGCUUAGGGCAAACGUUAUCCGAGGCUUACUCAGUUCUUUACCAGGUAAUAAGGAAGCUAUUUUUCCCUUUGACAAGGGAAAAACUUUCCAUCAGUUUUUCCUCUGUUUUAUUAAAAACCACUGAAAUCUGAAGCAAAAAAAGGCAGUGAUCAGUCAGCUACUGCCUCCCUGCUGGUGCGGUCUCGUAAUGACUGCCACGUUCCUCCCUUGCAUUUUAAGAGCCUUUAUAUCUGUGGUUUGUGCAGAGCAAAACACUCCUCAGGAGCACGUGGAGAGAUGAGGCACAGCUCUGCUCGAUGUUUUAUUACUUUUUUUUAUUAUAGCUUGGCAGUUUUAAAAAAAAUCAAAUACACUUAGAGAAUUUUCUUUGUUUUUACAGUCAUGCACCUACUGUGUUUGAGCAUGCCAAAGGAACCAGUAGCUCUCACUCCCUUCUUCAGUCAGCCGAGCAGCUUAUGCCAGGUGAACAACAAACGCCAUCACUGCGUGUACACUUUGGUGAUAUCGAUGCACUUUCCUUCAGGAGGAUCAUAACCAGGAAGUGCUGGGGUAUAAUCAGGCCCAUCUCUCUCAAAGGGGAACAGCUCCUCGUCCCGUCUGAUGGCUGCCUGGUAGAGCUCCUCAGAUUCCAGGCGCAGUUCUUUUAGUGCCUCUUGCUGAGCUUCUACAAGGCUCCGAAUUGCUUCCUUCUCUGCCUUGUCUUGUUGCUGCUUAUACAGAGACCACUUUUUCAUAAGUAAAACUCUUCUUUCGGUUUCCUCAAAUGAGAGAGGAGGAAGGCUUCGCACCCUGAUGGGGAGAAAUGUGACACUAACAGGGAAAGUGCCCGCACCUCAAAAAGCAACACAAGAACCACCACCACCACUCACCGUACAUCUAAAAAAACUCAGAAUAUAUUUCUCUCACACUGUGCCUGUCUUGGAGGCUUUCCACAGGCAUUCCAACAGCACAUUCACAUGACUAUGUUUCAGUUUUUUAGCAGAAACAAAUGAUAUUUACUUUCCACGAUUUUGUCAGCGGCACCUCACACAAAGGCUGGCACUGCACUGCAGCGUGGUGGAGAAAGAAGCAGAGGUGUGUUUGCACCACGAAUGCAAGCUCAAGGUGACAGGCAGUCUUACUUACCUGUUGCUAUCUGAAAACUUCAGUGGGGUUUCAAAAUCCUCAAUGGGAAUCAGUUCUGGAGCAGCUUUUUCCAACUUUUUAAUCUUCUUUUUCACACGAUCCUUCUGUGCUUGCUCUCUCUUUGGAUCCACUUUCUUUUUUUUCUUUGGUUGUGCUCUAGCAAGAUAAUUACAUGAAUAAAAGAAGAUAUC